AUGAUCCUCUCCACUUCAGAAGAUAAGACGGCCGCGACACACUCGUGGUUGGUCCAAGCCCAAGUCUUUGUACGCUGGAUCUUCACCCCCCUGGGAUUGUUCAUUACGAUCUAUGGACUGAACGUGAUCGCCUGGGGCGGCAUGCUCUUCUUGCUGCUGUGCAACGCCGCGCCGGCCAUGUGUCACCCAAGCUGUGACAGCCUGUACUCCUCGCGUCGCAUCUGGAUCGAGAUCGAUUCGCAGAUCCUCAAUGCCUUAUUCUGUGUCACGGGGUUCGGACUCGCCCCGUGGCGCAUACGCGACCUGUACCAAUGGUGCCGCUGGCGCCUGGCGCGCACCCCGCGCACACGGCAACAAGGAUUGAAUCGGCUCUCCGAGAUCCAUGUCAAAUGGUUCCAGCUUUCGGAGGGGCAAGGUGAAGAGGACGGGGACCUGCCAACGUUUACCACUGCCACUGCCGUUCGCUCAUCUUCAGCCGAAUCCGGAUCUCGUCUCACCAACCCCAACACACCGCUAUGGAAGAUGGAUGCGGUGGUCUUGGGCAAUAUCAUGAACUCUGUCCUCCAGGUCUGCCUGGCCGUCUGCAUGUGGGCGAUGAAUCGCUUCAAUCGCCCCAGCUGGACAACGGGCCUGUUCGUGGCCCUGGCGUGUCUGUGCGCUGGGUGCGCCGGCAUCAUCAUGUGGCUCGAAGAGAAACGCAUCUGCAAGCCCAGCGAGCAUCCGGGCGCCCUUCUCUUAGUGCCAUAUGCCCAAGCAGCCUUGGUUCCCGAGACAGGCAGAAAUUCAGCUCUUCAUCUGAACCCAGCAGGAAGCCCCAGAACGGUGCCGUCAUAA
Molecule: messenger RNA, 834 nt
Organism: Penicillium chermesinum
Lineage: Eukaryota; Fungi; Ascomycota; Eurotiomycetes; Eurotiales; Aspergillaceae
Product: DUF2985 domain-containing protein
Exons: 1
Coding region: 1-834 (277 amino acids)
Source: RefSeq, a predicted model, not a curated record